CUGGCUUUGCCAGGGUGUGGCUCAACGACACAUCGUAGUGAAGUUGAAUCCUCUUACUACCGUAUUUCAUUCCUCGUCCCUGCUGCUGUUUCGGUCUGUACUGCAGUCCUCUGCUCCUAAAUUAAAACCCUUCUCUCGUAGCCUAUUACGUGAAUCUCAAAGAUGGCUGGCAGAGGCACAGUGAAGCCCCACAGUGGAUUCAAUGCUAAUAAUGAUGCUGAAGUUCUCUACAAGGCCAUGAAAGGAAUCGGCACUGAUGAGGCUGCCAUUCUCCAGCUGUUGACAGCACGCAGUAAUGCACAGCGCCAAGAAAUCAAAGCUGCAUACAAAACCCUGCACGGAAAGGAUUUGGUGGAUAAUUUGAAAUCAGAGCUGGGUGGGAAGUUUGAGAGUCUGAUAGUGGCUCUGAUUAUUCCUCCCAUUAAGUAUGAUGUCACAUGUCUGCGGGAUGCUAUUAAGGGUGCAGGCACAGAUGAGAAAGUGUUGGUUGAGAUUUUGGCAUCUAGGUCACCUAAUGAAGUCAACCAGAUCAAAAGUUUAUACAAGCAAGAGCAUAAGAAUGACCUGGAGAAAGAUGUGACUGGUGACACUGGAGGUCAUUUCCAGAGGAUGCUGGUUGUUUUGCUACAAGCCAGCAGACAGCAGGAUAUACAAGAAAACCUCAUCCAAAGCGAUGCCCAGGCUCUGUUUGCCGCAGGAGAACAGAAGUUUGGAACUGAUGAAGGCCAGUUCAUCACUAUACUGGGAAACCGUAGCAAUGCUCACCUCAGGAAAGUGUUUGAGGAGUAUAGGAAGCUCUCAGGGUUUGAAAUAGAGGAGAGCAUCCAGAGAGAGACAUCAGGAACCCUACAAGAAGUACUGCUGGCUGUGGUGAAGUGUGCUCGCAGUGUGCCAGGUUAUUUUGCCGAUAGCCUUUACAGUGCCAUGAAGGGGGCAGGCACUGAUGACAAGACAUUGAUUAGGAUCAUGGUUUCCCGCAGUGAGGUGGACAUGUUGGAUAUUCGUGCUGAAUUCCGCAAGAGGUUUGCUACCUCUCUGCACAAAAUGAUUCAGGGUGAUACUUCAGGUGACUACCGUAAAACCCUGCUGCUGCUGUGUGGAGGGGAUGAUGCAUAAACCCUGCCACCUUCUCUGCCUGGGUCGGAUCCCAUGACUCCCAUCUCUGGGGCAGGUCUAUGGGACGAGGGCCUAGUGAAACCAAUUCAGGACAAAUUACAAAAACAUGAUAUUCCAAAUCAAAAGAGGGAUCUCUUGUCGAACUGUGAAGAUGCUCUGCAUAGCACAGAAUUACUUCAAAUAAGCAAUGAGCAAAUUCUGGCAUUUAUAUUUUAUUAAAUGUUUAAUUGAUUUAGAGAGGAAAAAUACUUUAGUAUAAACUUCAAAAAUAUGAGACACCUUCUCUUUUCCAUAUUUAAAGACAUAAUAUCUUCUGCAGUCUAUCAUGGAAAAAAUACAGUUUUACUCAUUUCUUUUUAAAGAUGGAAUCUCAAGCCUUAUGAAGUUUCAAAAAAUAUACAUUAAGAUCAAAGACUUGUUGUACUCAAUGAAGCAAUAUUUUAUAUGCAUCCCAUUUUUUUUUUACUUAUUUAAUGUUUGUAUACUUACUAUCUUCCUUGACAAUUCAGUGUAUUGCAAUUUAAUAUAAUAACCAGCCUCUUAAUUGCAUCGUUAGCAAGUUUAUUUCACUGUUGGUCUGAGUAUGUUUUAAACUAGAUUUGUGGUAGUUAAUGAAGGUUAAUUCUUCAUACUCUUAAUACUCAAAAGUUAAACAUAUUGCCCAUGAUUGGCACAUUGAUGUAUAAUUAUACCCUGCAAAUAUUUGUACUCUUAAAGCUUAUUAAUAUUCAUUAAAUGAGUAGUUCACUUUCAGAAUUAAAAUUUACUCACCCGCCCACUUUUCCCAAACCUGUUUGAGUUUCUGUCUUCUGUUGAACACAAAAGAAGAAAUUUUGAAAAUGUUGGGAUCUGAACAGUUGAUGAACACCAUUGACUUCCAUGGAAAAAAAAAAUUCCUACUAUGGAAGUCAAUAGUGCUCAUCAACUAUUCGGUUCCCAACGUUUUUCAAAAUAUAUUUUGUGUUUAACAGAAGGAAGAAACUCAGGUUUUCUUUAGAAGAAAGAAAUACAGGUUUGGAACAAGUGUGUGGUGAGUGAAUGAAGACAGAAUUUUCUUUCUGAAAGUGGACUACUCCUUUAAAAACUGAAGAAUAAGGUGCUACUUACUAAAAUGUUUUAAUAUUUCAUUGCCAUAAUGUUCACAAUAAACUAAUGAAAUAAAAGCA
Molecule: messenger RNA, 2282 nt
Organism: Carassius gibelio (silver crucian carp)
Lineage: Eukaryota; Metazoa; Chordata; Actinopteri; Cypriniformes; Cyprinidae
Product: annexin A5
Exons: 13
Coding region: 163-1116 (317 amino acids)
Biological process (GO): negative regulation of coagulation
Cellular component (GO): cytoplasm
Molecular function (GO): calcium-dependent phospholipid binding; calcium ion binding
Source: RefSeq, a predicted model, not a curated record